Messenger RNA from Ceratosolen solmsi marchali, 2461 nucleotides. It is a transcript of the gene dyl, whose product is annotated as transmembrane protein dusky-like. NCBI's taxonomy places the organism in Eukaryota, Metazoa, Arthropoda, Insecta, Hymenoptera, Agaonidae. The transcript is spliced from 6 exons. The record is from RefSeq and is a predicted model, not a curated record. The coding region runs from base 95 to 2098 and encodes 667 amino acids.
UCUCUUUCUCUAUCUUUAUCUCUCGUCAUUGGAAGCGGCAGGUUGUUCGCCUCGGCGCUCGCGUGUGCCAGAACUUCGCUGGGCCCGACGAGGGAUGAGUCGCCGGAGCUCAAGUACCGAUAGCGGAAAAAACUCACAGGCGAUGGACAGGACGCGGAGGAGUUUACGGAAGACGACGACCUUGUCGUUGUUGCUGCCAUUGCUUUUAUUGACAAGCACAAAAGGGGAAGCACCACUGGUCGACAGCAGCGCGCUGCCCCUCGAGCACAGAUCGGUGUACGGACCACCGGCCCAAUAUGGACCGCCGGCAGCGUCCCACGGGGCCGAGGAGAACUGGCCCCUGGCCUCGCCCGACACACCGCAGAUCAAGCACCUGCAGGUCCAGUGCGAGAAGACGCACAUGCGCGUCAACAUCGAAUUCGACCGACCAUUCUACGGUAUGAUAUUCAGCAAGGGCUUCUACUCGGAUCCGCACUGCGUCCACCUGAAACCCGGCACCGGGCACCUCAGCGCCACCUUCGAGAUCUUUCUCAAUUCUUGUGGCAUGAGCUCGUCGGCCAAUCACAAUGUUGCCGCUUACGGUGCGCCGACGCCAUCCGGCAGCUACGUCGAGAACACGAUCAUCAUCCAGUACGACUCAUACGUGCAGGAGGUCUGGGACCAGGCACGGAAGUUGCGCUGCACCUGGUACGACUUCUACGAGAAAGCCGUGACCUUCAGGCCCUUCCAAGUCGACAUGCUACAUGCCGUAACGGCCAACUUUCUCGGCGACAAUCUCCAGUGCUGGAUGCAGAUCCAAGUUGGCAAAGGACCCUGGGCCUCGGAGGUGUCGGGUAUCGUUAAGAUAGGCCAGACCAUGACCAUGGUACUGGCGAUUAAGGACGACGAGAACAAGUUCGACAUGCUCGUCAGGAACUGCGUGGCUCAUGACGGCAAGAGGGCGCCCAUUCAGUUGGUCGAUCAGUACGGCUGCGUCGUCAGACCGAAGAUUAUGUCCAGAUUCCAGAAGAUCAAGAACUUCGGGCCUAGUGCCUCGGUCGUGAGCUUCGCCUACUUCCAAGCGUUCAAGUUCCCCGACAGCAUGAACGUCCACUUCCAAUGUGUCAUCCAGGUCUGCAGGUAUAACUGCCCGGAGCCAAAGUGCGGCCAUCCCGGCCUCGAAUACGGCGCCCCGUCGAAUUCCAUCACCGCGGAGUAUGGUGCGCCAAUUCAUCAAGGACUCUCCUCGGAAUAUGGAAUUCCUCCACUACCCGAGUACGGGAUCCCUCCCGCGUAUCCCGAUCCCCGUCAUCCCAGCGGACCGGCUGGAGCAUACAGUGAGCCGAAUCCCGAUGUAGUACCAGCACCCCAGGCGCAAACCUCCUCGUCGUCGCCGAGCUCGACGUCCACGGGUAACGAGGCUACGGCCAGCAGCAGCGCACCCCAAAGUUCGCAGCAGCAACAACAACAACAACAACAACAACAACAACAGCAACAGCAGCAGCAGCAGGAGAGAAUUCAUCUUCCGCCUCCACCACUGCCCGGACAUCCAGCAGCCGCCUAUCAGACGGUCAAGAGGAAGGGCACGGUGGGCGGCGACGAGCUCGAGGGUAAUCUCGCGACCCUCGGUGGAAGGCCGAGAUCCGUGGAGGGAUUACCCGCGGAGCUGCGGGGCGCCAGGAGGCGAAGGAACCUCGUUGGCGAGGACGUGCACGACGAGGGCGAGGACUUUUUCCAUACGAUGACAUUCGUCACCUCGCACGUGUACAAGCGCGCCGCCCAGGAGAUGACGGACGUGAACACGUCACGAAUCAUCCAAGUGGUAGCGCCGGGCGAUGUGAAUUUCGCUCUUGGAACACCGAGCUCCGAUAACGAUACGACCGUCGUUAUUCAGGACGCUACAACGAACAACGACCCGGAGACAAUCUGCAUGUCUCUACCUGGCUUCGUUGGCGGUCUCGUGAUGCUCUUGCUGGUUAUCAUUGUCGCCUCCCUCGUUGCCACCUUCCUUUUCAUGCGUGUACGAGCCGUCGACCGGAAGAACGCCGGCAUCAGUUUGGGAUUUGCGCAUCCAGUUUACGUAACCGAGAACCCCGAACUUGUCAAGGUCGCCAAUUGAAGAACUAUGAAGAAUCCGAAGUAACUGUCAAAAUAAGAAAAUAACAAAUAGAGCGAGACAAAGUAAUAGGGAACACACACACGAGAGAGAGAGAGAGAGUGAGAGAGUGAGAGAGAGAGAGAGAGAGAGAGAUAAAGAUAUUAUAAUUGUAGUCUAAAGUGGUUGAUGCAUUCCUCUUCUGCAAUUCCGCAUAAAUUUUUAAAGUCGACGAAUCGACACCUUUAACUUGGUUGAAGUAAUAGCAACGAAUAUUUUACGAAUCUAUAAAUUCGCUUCGUUUCUGUAUCCUUGAAUCGUCUCUCUUUUCCUUUCCCUCGUGCACAUGCACAUUUUUCUUUCUCUCUCUCUCUCUCUCUCUUUCUC